AUGCGGUCCGCAAAUGAAGUUGAAAUGGUGGGUACUGAUGACAUUGGGGUGUCCAAUGGAGUAAUUCAAAACUCGAAUGAAAAUGUCAGGACCCAGCCUGAGAAAAAAAAUAAGAGGAAGAGAAUUGAUUCUAGAGUAGAAGAUAUUAAAAAAACACUUACUUCUUUUCUAUCUGGGAGUAGUCAAGUACUAGGGGACAUGGCUAAACACAUGGGAUAUGCACAUGACGUUGCUGACAAAAGAGCUAGGGUCUAUGGGAUCCUUGAGCAAAUUGAAGGGCUAAAUUUCUUUGACAGAAUAAGAGCUGGACAGAUGUUUGUGAAUGAUCAGAAAAGGGUUGACUACUUCUUCAGCUUGCCUGAUAUUGAGAAGCCAUAUUGGUUGCAAAUGCUUCUUAAUGGUAAACUUUAA
This is a messenger RNA of Ilex paraguariensis (yerba mate), 411 nucleotides long. The record is from the annotation of a GenBank genome assembly. NCBI's taxonomy places the organism in Eukaryota, Viridiplantae, Streptophyta, Magnoliopsida, Aquifoliales, Aquifoliaceae.